Messenger RNA from Rhipicephalus sanguineus (brown dog tick), 1152 nucleotides. RefSeq lists its product as uncharacterized. The record is from RefSeq and is a predicted model, not a curated record. The transcript has a single exon. Gene Ontology annotation, molecular function: single-stranded RNA binding. Gene Ontology annotation, cellular component: ribonucleoprotein complex. Gene Ontology annotation, biological process: retrotransposition. NCBI's taxonomy places the organism in Eukaryota, Metazoa, Arthropoda, Arachnida, Ixodida, Ixodidae. The coding region runs from base 97 to 1152 and encodes 351 amino acids.
AUCGUUCCCGUAAUCACCCAGAUCGUCUUGCCAUCUCUUGGUAAUGUCUGCUUGACCCGCAUUACAACGAGCCCGCUACUGCGCACUGGACGCGACAUGGAAUUCUGCUCCUCUGCAUUUGGCCUCCCAGCGGCACUCUCCGUGGGGCAUCCGCCCCUUGGUCCUGCUUGGGAGGUGCCAUCAUCAUCAACAGUCAUCGUUCGGUCAACUAUAAAAGAACGCCACCCGCGCUCAGCAAUUCGUGGGCUCGGUGGCUGCGCCACGACGAUGACCACUAAUCCUUUCGUCUUCGCCACACAGGUGUGUAAGCAAUAUUCCCUGUUUUCUAAACGGACGAGCAAUUACUUUUUAGUUCAGCUACCGGGCCCACGGUGUUGUGUUGCUGUCGCUGUUGAAAUUGUUGAUGCAAUUCGAUGUUUACUGUUACUGGCUGGCGAUAUCGAAUCUAACCCUGGUCCUGAUACAUCUGCCGUAUUGUCUGAAUUGCGAAAACUAACUACCGGGCAGUCUCAGCUGAUUUCAGAGGUUAAGAACCUUAAAGACAAGCUAUUAACUACUGAACAAACAUUAACUGUCGUAAGCCAACGCCUAACCGACCUGGAACACCAUUACCAGAACCUUCUCUCAAUCAGGACCGACAUUGACAGCUUGAGGGCCGACUGUACGCAAACAGCUGGCUUAGUUUGCAACAUUGAAGCCCGACUGGAUGAAGCAGAAAAUCACUCGCGCCGAAACAACCUAAUUUUUUAUGGUGUUCCUGAAACAAACACAAAAGAAAGCUUCGCUCAGUCAGAGCAACUAAUUAUUGACAUCUGUCGCAACAACUUAGACGUCAAUGUAGAUCCUAAGGAAAUUGACCGUGCACACCGUCUAGGUAAAUUCAGCCAAAACCGACGCCGCCCUAUAAUAGUUAAGUUUACGUUUCACAAAACUAAAUCUGCAAUCCUCUCCUGUGGCCGUAAAUUCAAGGGAACAGACUACAGCGUGGGAGAGGAUUUUUCCACUGCAGUCCGUACUGCACGAAAACACCUUCUUGCUUUUGCUAAAUCUAAAGCAGUCCCAUAUUCCCUGAGGUACAAAACGCUCUUCAUCGGACCGCAGCGUUACAUUUUUGAUGCAUUAUCUGAAACGGUAAAGGAAUGUUCUGUCUAG